GCCUGUGCGUGUGCUCAGGUGAAUAGAUGGGGGUGGGGAUGUUGGUAUAUGACGUCAACGGAGACCCAACGCAAGGUGCAACCGUGGCCAAACAAAGCUAAAUAAUGACAGUCAACCUUGCUGUCAUUUUUCGUAUUUGCCGCUAUUCGUCACGCCUCGUAUUCAUCCUCUUUAUUGCUCACAAAAACCUAAUUAGCGCCUUGUGCUCACGAGCGUCUUCCUUCAUUUGUGCAGCUGCAGCUUGAGAAAUCCUUGGCUGUGGUUGGCUCCCCUGCGCUGUCGGUCACGCGCGCACACGUGCACAUACGCACGCUCGUAGCUCCAGCAUCACGAGAGGCAGCAGCGGCAGUGAAAGCGGUUUGGCAGGGAGGGCGACGGGGCUUUGACUUUGGGUGCUUAGUCACAUUUUGCUUUGACCAGUGAGGCGAAGGAUGGAGCGGGCAGAAGUGGAGCACUGAGCGGGUCAGCGGGAGAAAAGACAGGGAGGAGGCAAGAGGGCACCGUUUUAAUUCGGAGUAGAUGAUGCUUAUUUGCCGCAGGCCCCGCCAUCGUGAAAUUGGAUACCGACUUGCGGCGGAUGGGGUGACCGAGCUCGCUGCUCCGCCGGGGAGGUCCCUGCCUUCGGACGGUACCGGGGUGGGAGCUGCCUGGUUCUAAGGAAGGAAGGAGUGGCAAGAGGGAAAAUGCAGACGGAGGAGGAGACGGCCACCGCAGAAGAGCCCAUUUUGGAGGAAGGGUCAGGACGAGAGCAGCAACGGCCAGUUCAACAGUCUCUGGCCUCCUCCCUCUGUCGGGAGUCCCACUGGAAGUGCCUCCUCCUGACCCUCCUCAUGUACGGCUGCUUUGCCACACUCGCCUGGUGCGCUCUCUGUCGGGUACCUGUUCUCGGCUCCUCCUCCAUACCUCUUGGUGCUGACGACGAUGCCACCUCGGCGGCCUACUACAAUGACAUCCUGCACUUGGAGAGUCCGUGCUCUAGUGGCUACGUCUACAUCCCCCUGGCCUUCCUGGCCAUGCUUUAUGUGGUUUACCUGGUGGAGUGCUGGCACUGCUUCUCCAAGACGGCCAUGUUGGCUCAUGCUGAAUUCCAGGAAGUGUACGAGCGUGUGCAGAGACUUCAGCAGGCCACACCCUGUAUUUGGUGGAAGGCCAUCAGCUACCACUAUGUGAGGAGGACGAGACAGGUGACACGAUACCGCAACGGAGACGCAUACACAACCACACAGGUCUACCAUGAGCGGGUGAACACUCAUGCCUCCAGUUCAGAGUUUGACUACGCCCGCUAUGGCGUCAAAGACGUAUCGAAGGAGCUGCUGGACCUGCAACUGCACCCUGCAGUUCGCCUCCGUUUCACCAAGUGUUUCAGCUUCUCCAGUGCUCGUGCUGAAGCUGCCUACCUCACCCAGCGAGCUCGCUUCUUUGGUGAGAACGAGGGCCUUGAUGACUACAUGGAAGCCAGGGAGGGAAUGCACCUGAAGAACGUGGACUUCCGUGAGCACAUCCUGGCGUUCCCAGAUCCUGCUCACCAGCCGUGGUUCUCAAGGCACAGGGUGUUCUGGCUAGCCUCAGCUUUCCUCCUGUCAUGGCCGCUGCGGGUGGUGUCAGAAUAUCGCACAGCAUAUGUCCACUACCAUGUGGAGAAGCUGUUCGGGGAGGACGAGGAUGCUAGUGGAGGAGGUGGAGGAGGACCAGGUGGAGGCGGAAGAGGGGAUGGGACUGAAGGUGGGACUGAGAAUGGAAUCCACCCAGGAGGAAUUGGUAUUGGAAUUGGUCUGAAUGGGACCAGUUACAGAGCAAUCUCUCGGGUCAACACAGUGGACAUGACAGAAUUGGAAUGGCACAUCCGCUGUAACCAACAGAUGGUCCCAAGCUACUCUGAAGCCCUCCUUAUGGACUUGGACUCAAGUGGGGGGACAAACCCCACGGCCUCUACACCCAUCUCUGGGCCUCCAGGCACCACCCCAAACCAGGUGACCAACCCGCCUCCUCUGGCUCUGCCUGUGGUGUUCAACUCAGCUUACCUCCUCCAGAGCUGCCCUCGUUGCCGGAGGACAACGUCAAGUUCCAGUCUUCCCUCCAGGCUAAGGGCCCCGAUGGGAACCACAGCCCUCCUAAACGCUACCGUGGCAGGGAUCAGGGCAGCAGGGCCAGGAGGUGGGGGUAUAGGAGGAAGGUUGGUGCUCAGUCGGAGUGGAUUCUCACUAGGGAGACUGGGAGGAGGACGCCAGAACAGCCUGUUUCAUUCAAGAAGCAUGGGGGGAGGGCUGGGAGGAAGCAGGGAAGAUGGAGGAGGAAGUGCCGGCGGAGGAGGUGGCGGAGGCGGAGGUGGUGGAGGUGGAGGAUUCCUUGGGCUGGGUUCAAGACAGGACAACGAGGAGACCAGAGGAGUGCUAGAGGGAGAGGGGGAUGACGAGGAGGAGGAGGAGCAGGAGGAGGAGGUGAGAAGAGGGGAAGACAGGGGAAGGGGAGGCAGAGAGAGGGAUGAAGAAGCAGAGCAAGACAGCGGAGGAGGAGGCGAGGGGAGGGAGGGCGAGAGGGAUCGUCCUCCAUCCUACCAGGACGCAUUCUUCUUCCCUGUCCUCAUUAUACACGGAGAGGAGAGCUGCCAUGCUGGAGACGACAUGUGACGAACAGAAAAAUCAACACAUCAAGAGGAAGAAAGCAAAGACAGAGGCUGAGAGAGAUGACAGAACGGAAAGAAGAGAGUGGAUCACAGAAGAAGGGGAUGAGGGAAAAUGAGAUUUGAUAGACCUGAAGAAUGAAUGAAAUGAGAACCGAAUGAGGUUGAAAGAGUGGCGUUGGUUGACAGCAUACCAACCACAGAAACAGAAGAUAAAAAAUGAGUCAAAGCAUGAAAGGCAAGGAUAGACAGAAUUAACAAGGACAGAGGGAACAAGGGAAGAGGAAAAAGAACUACAGUGGGUUUAGUAGGAAGGGAGUGUGCUGGAAGAGGGGAGGAGAAACAGAAAAGUCUUAGAGAGAAAAAGUAGACCGCUACAGGGGAUUUGAACAGAUUCAGUGCAUAAUGUAAAAAGACAGGAAACACACUGGUUCAGAGGAAGAUGAAAGCUGAUAGUGCAGGAGCGAGAUAAGAUGGAGUCUGAGAAAAUGAGUGAAUCUUCGCAAUUGUAGACUUUGUCACACAGAGAUUGUGUGAGAAAGAGGGUGACGGAUCAGAUACCUGGGAGGAAUGGAAAGACUGAAAACUUGUCUAUUUCCAGAUAUAUCUAUGCAAGAACAGGGGUGGAAGGAGUAACAAGUCUAAAGAUAGCAACUGGAGAGCAGUGGAGAGACUCCAGACCAGCUGAAGUGGUAGUGGGUACUUUUUCAAAAGGCACAGAAGUGGAGACACUGCGAGAGGGUAUUCUGAAGCCUGGAAGGUUCGGUCUUGGUUCAGGAGACUAAAAAUACGGCUUUAAAAAAAAAAAAAGAAAUGUUGAAAGAGACAGGAAAUACUAAAUAUUUCAGAUUAGGGAGGAAACAGAUGAGAUCUCAAAGGAUUACAAAAUGCACUGUAGAGAACGGGAGGGAGAGAAACCAUGACAUGCUAUCGGCAAGGUAAAUAUAAAAAAAAAAACAGCAAGGGAGGAGAGUAGAAAAUACAAGCAUCAGAGAAACAAUAGACAAAGACAAGAAGUAGAAUACAAAAUUAGACACUAUACUGAUCAUGACAGACCAGAUUACACUUACACAUUCACUAAAUCUUACAGAUAAUUCAUGCAGAUUCUUAAAAAGUCACAGAACAGAAUUAUCAAAGAUCUCAAGAGGAGGAGAAAACAAAGAUACAGGAUUCAUCACAGAGAUGAAACGCCCUCUGAGCAGCAAUUCUUCAGUCUAAUCAGGAAAUCUAAAUAACAUUCAAAUAGUUUCCCCUUGUAACGUUUUCAAACAGGCCCCCAUGACAGAUAAGGUUUUUUUUCCUCAGAUCUUUUAAGAUUUAAUAUACAACUUCACACAACACCUGACUAGCAACUGUAACAGUUACAGUCCCAAUAAAAGAGGAGAAACAUUGAUUUCCUCCGUGUCUCCUCAUACCAUCUUACUCCUCACUUCACCAUUAGCUUCCCCACCACUCUGUGUCCAUUACAGAUAUGGAGCUGAAUGAAAAGAUCCCAUAAGAAGGGGAGCAUCUGCUUCCUCCACCUCUCAGCCUUCCCCACUCCUCUAUUCUCAUGCUUCUACCUGCUCUCCGCCAUCCAUUUCAUCACCUCUUCUGUUCUCCUUUCUCUCUUCUUCACCCCUCUCUGCACAGAAAACCAUAAGUUACAGGUGCAGAGGUGUAAUUCUCACUAACACAUCUUUUGAAAAAAAAAACAAAAAAAAACAUGACCACUGUAGCUUGGAGCAACAGUUUUGCAAUUAGCACAUGUUGUGUUAUAAGUGAAGUGAGAGAGUCUUGUACUAAAAUAGAUUCACUGCAUUUAUCAUUAACUUCCCCUCCUCUUUUUCUCCAUCACCUUCAGCUCAUCCUGUUCCUCCUUUUAAAGUGGUGGAUAUGUGAUACACCUCUCUAUGCUACUGGAGAUGGAGAGAUCAGAUUUCAUCUCCGCCUACUCCAUAUAUCUCAUGUCCUCCAGGCUGAGCUCUCUCCUCUUGAAUCAGACUUUAUAAACCAGAUGUCUCUCGCUACUUUAUGUCUACAUAUUUUGAAAGAAACAGAAUGAGAUUUCAACAAAUUCCACGGGUGCUUUGAUCAGUGGAUGUACUUUAUUCGUAGAGGAGCUAAAGAUGUAGACAAAUUGGCCUUUAAAAACACUGACUUCAGGCAGAGGUUGCUAACAAAGGAUGUCAUUUUCAUACAAGAUGAGUAAAAUGCUAAUUACCACCAGUUAUGCCUGUGUAGUUGUACUAGAAUUUGUACAAUUUGUACCCAAAGAUAGACCUGUGCAGUAAGAAGAAGAAAAAAUACAAUAACCAGAAAACCCUCCUGCAAUAUCAAUACACUAUAUAAGACAGUGUGUGUUUAAGCAUGAAAAAAACCUCUUUAUCUCAUUUAUGUCCAUAGUAUUGGACUGCAUGGGAAGUAAAACUUGACCUGUCAAGCUCAGCUGACAUUUUCAUAAUUAAUACUAGUAGAAAUUUGACCUUUGCUUUGUAUUUUUAGUGUAGACAACAAAAUUGCUGAUGACAAUUUCCAAUAUUCAGAUAAAACCCACAAUAUGAUCACAGUGAUCAGUAAUGCCCAGCUCUUUGAUUGUGCCAUGCUGCUACCUCCUCCUCUUGAAGAACCAUCUGCAAAUAAGUAACAGUGCUCUCUAAAACAUUGCCUCACUGUGAAACGUGUAAAAGUUAGCUGGCAUAGAGAUGCAUGUAACUCAAUAAUAGCUAUUGUGCAAGACCUACUAAUAGCUAUGUGGCAAAUACGGCUGCCAUUGCAAAAUGCAGUGCCAAAAAGCAGUGAUCCAUGCUCAGUCAACACAAAUUUAGAUGUUUUAGACAAAUCUAGAGAAGGGCACGGACUUCAAUCCAUAGGGAUUAACUCUCUUUCCUGCUUUCUCAGUUGAUAUGUUUUCAAUGAAAAUCAGCCCAGGGAGAGGCGACUGGCACAGACAACACAACCAUCAGUGCUUUGAUGCAUAAUACUUUACAAAGCACACUAAACCUGCUACAGUAAUAAGAAGCAGUUAGAGUAGUUAGGUGAACAUUUCUUAAUCUUCCCUGCAUAGUGCCCUUCAAAGGUCACUUCAGCCACUUUGUUGGAUGUUGGAAGGGUCUCCCUCGCUCUCUAUCUGCUUACUUUGGACAUGAUACUGAAAAGCACACUGAAAGAAUGAAGUUGGAGAGAAAUCUCUUACAUGAGGAGUUUCCUGAAAAUGGAGCAAGAGUGAUGCUUCAUACACUUUAUGAAUGAAAGAGAUAAUGGACAUGUCAACGAACACACACACACACACACACACACACACACACACACACACACACACACACACACACACACACAGGCACAGAAAUAUGUAACAUCCAACCUGGAUUCAGCAGUGACAGCAGGGAAUGUCCUCUCAAUGAAACUUUCUGGAAAGAAAAAGUAGAGCAUGAGUGCUGACCUGGUUUGGUGUACGGGACACAUUCACGCACAGACGCACAUACACACACACUGACACACAUUCACAUACACUGAUUCUGGCUGACGGAUCUUCGGUAGCUUUGGGGGACAUCAAGCUGAACUGGGAGAAAACUAAUGGACGAAAUAAUUAAUGGAAGAAAACUGGUCGUGAAAAGCAAGAAGGACAGGUGUUUCUGUAUGACCGCAGAACUGGAAAAGGAUGAAAAGACAAACAGCCACUGAAAGGCAGAAAGAGUGAAAAUGUGAGAUUAAAAGACAAUUAUUUUUACAGCUAUUAAUCAUUAUCUCAGUCUCUUGACUUGUGGAUAAAAUUGUCUCCAUUAACGUCCCUUAACAAAAGAAAAAAGCACUAAAAAGCACUGAACACACCUCUGUGUUAAUCUGAUUUACUUGCAAGAUCAUGUUGCUUUCACUAAUUUUCUAUCACUUGCUUUGUUAUUUUGUUAAAUUGUAAUAAUAUGACAUUUUUGUUCAUGUAGCCAGUCAGCCGCUUAAAUUUAAAAUAACUCGUGCUGAACUCCAGUUUAAAAUCUGACUGCUUUUACAUUUCUAUCUAUAUACUUUGGCACCACAAGUGACAAAACAAGACAAUACAAUUGAGUCUGUAAUUUGCUACUUUUAUAUCAUCUGCAUACUUGAGUAGACAUUAUUUAAGGUUGUUUAAGUGAUGUCUGAAAUCUAAAUGCCUUUGUAAGCUUCAGAAAUUUCUCAUGUCUUUUCUGUUCUUUAAUUUUAUUUCUUAUUUUUGUAAAACAGACUUUGCUCUCAGCUUCCCAAUGAGCUUAGGUCGGUGAGUCUGAAUUGCAAAGGGUGCUUGGACCCAGUUGUACUUGCUUUCAAGUCUAGUUUGUUUAUUUAUUUAUUUAUUUAUUCUUUUGAAACAGACAGGUGUAUUUCACUCAUAUGUGUUGUUACUGGAUAUUUAUAUGGUGUUUUAUUAUCUCAGAGUGUGUCAAAAGUGUGUCCUCAGCCGCUUCAGGUGUGCCAAGAGAACUUUGUGCCCAUGAUGUCUUACACAAACACACACUCGUGCGCUUGCAUGUUACGUCACAGCAGUAAAGCAGCCAUUAUAACAGCUUAUUUUAGACUAGAGUGACAUUAAUCCAAUACCCAUACUCGCCCCACACAUGCAGCAUCUUAAUACAAACAUGCACACACACACACACACACACACACUGAAAGCAUGGAACUGUCCUGCUAUGUUGCCUUUGUGUCCGAUGUUGCCAACUUUUUUGCUCAGGAUUUCAGUUAAUGCUGCAUUCCUGUGUCAACACACGCUCUCUGUCACACACAAACCCAUUAACAUGCCAAAGCGAAAAAAGGAAAAAAAAAAAAGAAAAAGGAACAUCACAGAGAAAAUACCUGUGCACAGAGACAUGAGCAGCUGGUACAGGUGGCUGCACCAAGUCCACACUGCGUUCUAUAGUAUGAUCUGUACUGAAACGUGCCACUGCCUCAGAUAAUUACAUGAGGUGACAACAGGAUGGAUUUACUCAUUGUUUUAUACCUAUCAGUUAUCUUUAUUGACAAAAUGCGCAGUUUUGUCUGUUCAUGUUAUUUAUUUUGUGCUGAGUAAAUCCACCUAUUGUCUAAUAAGUUGUUUGAUUGGUUAAACCUGGAAAAAAGGUGUUUUUGUCCACUAGGUGGCAGCAAAGCCCAACAUAUUGUGACGACUCAGACGUGUGGCACUGUAUUUCAAGGCUAAACCAACAGUGAAUCAGACAGGGUAAAAUCAGCUGCUGUCCUCCUCUCUGUGGGCUGAGACUUAUGUAUGUUCCACAUUUGCACACAGCCAGUGAUGUCAAACCAGGUAAUUUGUCUUUGGCAGCUGAUAAAAAGCACCUGCUGUGACAUCACCAGUUGAUAUGUGGCCAAAAGUGUAACAUACGCAAAGGUUUAAACACACACAGAGCGGUGUAGUCUGAUGUGAUUGUGCAUUUAUCUUCUAAGCCUCCAUUGAUGUUAUUUUUCUUUCACUGUGACUGAAUGUGUUGCAAAGCAAUAUUGCCCAUAUCCCUGCUUUCUGGCUGGACUUGUAUAUGUUGCUAAGCAGCUUUUCUGAACUUAUAACCACAAGCAAUGGGAGCUUCAGUCAUUGAAAUGACAGCACUGUUAUAGAGAUAAACGCAAUGUAUUUUUGACUGAGCCUCCAUUUCUACUGCAUAACUCAUAGUCUGGCUGUGUUGCUCUAUAUGACACAAACUACAAAUAAAAGGAUAGCGGGGGAAGGUGGUUUGGUUUGUGAUCAACAUUUUCAAAAAGACCACUCUUAAAUAAACAUCUGUCUACUUGUGCCCAAAGUUAGCCCACAUACAGUUUAUUCGUUCUGUGUGGGCACAAAAAUCUGUUCUUGUUUUUCACCUUUUUAUCAACAUCAUCACUUGACUAUCUUAUAAAAUGCUCGAGCAAUUAUGGCCGAUGUAUUGUUGUCAAUACUGUUACUGUUUCUCUUGUGGUCAUGGGAUGAGUUGAGUAGUCAUACCAAGUUUGUCAAACACUGUAAAAAAAACAUGUCUAAAAUCGGUUUGACUUGAAAUCACAUGAAUUCCAGCUGCAUCCUCUGUUUUCAUUUGCAGAUACACUCUGUCUGUCUAAUGUGGAUACUACAAACCAUCAGGUAACAAGUAGAAAAAUGUGAUCCAUUGACUAUAUUUCACACACAGCCAUUAUACCACUGUUGACACUGGGCUAUUGCACUUGCCACCAACCAUACAUAACAUACAUUUAUAUUAAGUAACAAUUGAUCCAAAACAGAAUUCAGGGUAUUCCUUUGACGACUGACCUCAGACACUUUAAUGUGAAUUUGUGUGCAUUAAUAAGUCUCCCUCAGAAGUAAAAAUAGCAGCCAAGAUUACUGUCUGUUCUUUUCCACAGACACUUGUCCACUGUUCUUUCUGCAUUGAAUAAUAGCAAUUUUCCAUUGUUCAAAAACUGUAUAGUACCUGUACUGAGCCUUGUAUCUGUAUGAUACAGUAUCAGAACCCUUUGUUUUUGCACUGGAAUAAUGAGCAGCUGUGUAUUGUUACAUAUUCUUGAUGUCACCACCUUCAGGCAGUGCUUUAUUGUCCUGAAGUGGACACAAAAGACAAUAGAAAAUAACACCAAAAUGACGAUUGUAUAUAAAAACUCAUAUGCUGAUAAUCACUUCAGUAUCACAUGACUGUAAUAUGUCAAUACAAUCUUGUCUGAGUUUAAGGCAAUACAGAUAUUCAGUGUCUGAGUAAGGCUCAUUUUAUGAUCAGGGUCAGAUUAUAUUUGUUGUCGACAAAAUGUGGUCGUAAUUAGCGUUAGAGCUGCAGUGGCUACUCCAGUAACACCUCGCAUUUACAUUUACUAUGUCACCUGAUUGUUAGAUGAGUAUCAUCAUUGGACAAUAAAGCUACAAAAAGCUGCAUUCAUGUAAAAUCACAGUGGAUUCCACAAACUCUGACUUAGCUUGUCAAAGCAGCAAGAGCCUCAGCUCUCUCAGUUUCAACCUCAGAAGAGAUGAUCAUGUUCACAUGACAUUUCAGGGUGUUCUUAUUUCAUUUCUUGCUAAAUAUUUAAUGCUGCUGGAUUACUUGUGAGCUGUCAAACAAAUGAACUGUUACCACAAUGUAGUUGUUAUGUACAUGCAGCCUCUAUGGAGUUAAAACAAUAAUGUCACAUACAAUGCAUUAUUGUCUUACACAGUGAUGUGUAAAGCCAGGAAUGGGCUUUCUGUUCAAGCACUGUCAAGCAAAAUGUCCUCAGUAUUUAAGCUAAUUAAUAUGUAACUGAUAAUAAGAUUGUCAAUAUCACACCAGAUUAUAGGUGUUGUCGCUGGCCUGUUUAAGAUAGUGUAAUUAUAUGAUUUGAGUGGAUGAUGACAGAAAAGGUAAUGGAGCUGGUGGCAAUAACGCUGUUAGCUGAUGCGAUCCUGGCGAUGAUGAUGACAAUUAAUUAUCAUGGAAGAUACAAAUAAAGUCAAUCUGCUUGGUAUACCA
Lates calcarifer (barramundi perch) is the source of this 10026-nucleotide messenger RNA. RefSeq names its product transmembrane protein 151A. The transcript is spliced from 6 exons. NCBI's taxonomy places the organism in Eukaryota, Metazoa, Chordata, Actinopteri, Centropomidae. The record is from RefSeq and is a predicted model, not a curated record. Bases 684 to 2627 code for a protein of 647 amino acids.